AUGCUUCGCCGAAUUCCUGCGAGGGCUGCCCGCUACGACUACAGCGACCUCGCAGUCUCCUGCCACAAGCUGCAGCAGCGCAGCUACAUUGUCGUGCCCUUGGCCAAAGUGUCGCCGACGAUGACCGGUGGCCGCAUCACGGCCUGGCAAAAGGACGUCGGCGCGUACGUCGACUGCUACGACCUCUUGUACGAGUUUGACGCGCAAGGCGUCACAGAUGACGACGCUUUGUCUGCUGUCAAGAUGGAAGUCGAGUGUUGCGACGAAGGUUUCCUCGCAGUCGUCUUUGAUCUUCUGCCUGCUGGUAGCCUCCACGACGAACCAUUGAACUACCCAUGAAGCGUCUGGCGUAGAGCCCACUUUGACGUGCCGACCA
Saprolegnia diclina VS20 is the source of this 376-nucleotide messenger RNA. RefSeq lists its product as hypothetical. Bases 1 to 339 code for a protein of 112 amino acids. The transcript is spliced from 2 exons. The record is from RefSeq and is a predicted model, not a curated record. NCBI's taxonomy places the organism in Eukaryota, Oomycota, Saprolegniomycetes, Saprolegniales, Saprolegniaceae.